Messenger RNA from Didymosphaeria variabile, 1179 nucleotides. RefSeq names its product Elongator subunit elp4 (gene ELP4). NCBI's taxonomy places the organism in Eukaryota, Fungi, Ascomycota, Dothideomycetes, Pleosporales, Didymosphaeriaceae. Gene Ontology annotation, cellular component: transcription elongation factor complex; elongator holoenzyme complex; cytoplasm. The record is from RefSeq and is a predicted model, not a curated record. Bases 1 to 1179 code for a protein of 392 amino acids. Gene Ontology annotation, biological process: tRNA wobble uridine modification. The transcript has 2 exons.
AUGGCCUUCCGAAAACGUAACGUAGCCCUCGCACGUCCACCAGCUGAAAGUCCUGCCUCCGAAACUCCUUCAUCUCCCGCCUCAAACCCUAUUGCUACCGCUCCCGCGCCCGGCACUCGCCCCUCACCCAUAGACGGCCGCCCCACCACCUCGACCGGUACCCCCUCCCUCGACUCUAUUCUCGCCGGGCAUGCAGGUCUAUCUUUAGGGAAUAGUCUGUUGAUCGGCGAGUCUGGGACGACAGACUAUGCAGGUGCAUUGCUGCGGUUCUAUGCCGCCGAGGGUGUGGUGCAGGGACACAAGGUGCAUGUGGUGGGCAUGGGAGAGGUCUGGGGACGAGAGCUGCCAGGCAUAGCGGAGGAGAAGGACAAGCGGAAGGAGGGCAAGGAGCGGGCGGAGAAGAUGAAGAUUGCGUGGCGGUAUGAAGGGUUGGGGGCGCAUGGCAGUUCAAGGGAGAGAGGUUCUCCGUUUCCCAGCACAGGUGAUGCCGCAGCGGACGAAGCGGCCGUGUUUUGCCACACAUUCGAUCUCGCCAGGCGGCUCACGCUGCCUGUUGGUUCGGCGAUUGACUACGUCCCCAUACCACGGACUUCCAGCUCGCCGUUCACUGAAAUUCUCAGGACCCUGCAGAAGCACAUAGCUAGAUCGCCACCAGACUCCAUACAUCGACUGGUUAUCCCGUCGCUCCUUUCGCCUGCCUUAUACCCUCCGACUGCUUCCCAUCCAGCCGUGAUCCUCCCCUUCCUCCAUGGCCUCCGUGCUCUUCUCCGCAAAUACUCGACACGCCUAACCGCCAUCAUGACCCUUCCUCUUACGCUCUAUCCGCGGUCGUCAGGCGUGGUUCGCUGGAUGGAGAUCCUCUCCGACGGCGUGUUCGAACUAUCGCCGUUCCCAUAUUCGCAUCAUGAAUCGCUCGCCACAUCAGCAGGAACAACCAAGGACGAGGAGCGGCCGCAGGGUAUGUUUGCGGUACACAAGCUGCCUGUGUUCCAUGAGAGAGGUGGUGGUGGUAGUACCGAAGGACUGGGCGAAGAACUCGCGUUUACGUUAUCGAGGAGGAAGUUUGUGGUCGCCAAGUUCAGUCUUCCGCCGCUUGAGGGUGAUACAGAGGCGCAGGAGGCAGCCGUGAGGGAGGCAAGUGGAAAUGCGAUGCCGCGGAAGGAGGAUCUCGAGUUUUGA